AUGAGAGGAGAGACAGGAGAGAGAGGAGAGGAGGAAGAGAGAGGAGAGGACAGAGAGGAGAGGAAUGUCGGGCUGCUUUCUUACUAACUGCAUAAAAGUUUAUGAUUAUUUUGUCACAAACCAACUCUCUCUCCAUAUCUCUCUUUCCCCCUUCCCUCAUUCUCUGUCCUCUUCUAGUUUGGGAGAACAGAGGUGAUUGACAACACUCUAAACCCAGACUUUGUCAGGAAGUACAUCCUGGACUACUUCUUUGAGGAGAAGCAGAAUCUACGCUUUGACGUGUGAGUAGUUAUUCUCUUGAUUAUGGUCCUCGAGGGAAUCAAAAGGCAUAGGCAGACAGGUAGGGAGGGUGUGUUAGUUUUACAUGUGAUGUGCCCAACCAACCCUUCCUUUCCAUCCUCCUAUCUUUCUAUUGAUAUAUCUAUAUAUCCUCUCUAUUAGUUUCCUUAAUCUCUCCCCGCCAUUUGCUCCGAUACUCUAUCCUUCUCUCUUUCCCUUAUAGCACUACUUGCUACCUUCGAAUUCACCAACCGCAUCCAUAUCUCUCCUGUGGUGUAAAUAAAAUCAUUAAUCAGUAUUCUGCCCUGUCUUGAUUGUCAUGUGUUGUUGAGAUUAGGAGGAAGUGAGACAGGUAUAAAAGAAUGAUCAGUGGAUUUUUAGACUUUCACUCUGCACACCACUGUCUGGUAAGAUCCCAGCAGAGUAAAUAAAAGCGAAUUACCAGUGCCUACAUGAAUCCUCUAUCAUCCUCAGAAGAAGAAGAGAAGCUGAAGAAGAAGAAGAAAGAAGAAGAGAGACUAAAGAAUGAAAAGAAGAAAGUAAACAAAGAGAAAGAAAGAAGAAGAAGAAGAAGAAGAAAGGAAGAAAGGAAGAAGGAAGAAGCAAGAUGCAAAGAAGAAGAAAAGCAGCAAGAAGAAAGAAGAAGAAAGAAGAAGGAAGAAGGGAAGAAGAAGAAAAGAUAGGAAGAAGAAGAAAAGAAAGAAGAAAAGGAAGUUUUUUCCACCUCCCUCUCCUCCAUGUCCCUCCUCCUCCUCCUCUCACUCAUCCCUAAACUCCAGCAGCCUCCUCCCUCCUCAUCUCCUCCAUCCUCCCUCUCCUCUCCCUCCUCCUCCUCCCUCCCCUCCUUCCACCGUCUCCUCCCUCAUCAUCCCUGCCCUCUCCCUCCUCCUCCUACCCCUACUCCUCCUCUUCUGGAACAGCCCCUCUCGUCGUCUUGGAAUAGGCUCAAUUCAGAGUGCAGCAGAGGUGACACUUUUAUUAAGAGGCUUUGAGAACGGAGACAGAAUCAUUUCCUUACUCCCUUAACUCCCUCUGUCUACCCUCAGCGCACCUCAACAAGGGGAAAGAUAUGUAUAAGAACAUAAACAUAGUUAUGUUAACCUAUCUUUUGCUUUUAACCGUGUAGAGACAAAGGUCCUAAUGGACGUCAGUAGCUAGCUACAUAUCCACCGCCACAGACUCCCUCUGUACAUAUCCAGCCUCUGUAGCUCUGUAAUAGUAAGCUGUAUCCUGUUCAUUCAGCUCUGUAGCCUCUGUCAUCAGUUUCUGUAGGCUUGUCAUCAGUCUUUCUGUUAUCUCGUCAUCAGUCAUCUGUCGCUCUGUCAUCAGUCCUCUGUAGUCUGGUCACAGUCUCUGUAUCUCUGUCAUCAGUUUCAUCUGUUAUCUCUGUCAUCAGUCUUCUGUAGCUCUGUCAUCAGUCUUCUGUAGCUCUGUAUUUAGUCCUCUGUAGCUCUGUAUUUAGUCCUUUGUAGCUCUGUCAUCAGUCCUCUGUAGUCUGUACAUAAGUGCUUCUGUAGCUCUGUCAUUCAAGUCUUCGUUGAGCUCUGGUCAUCAGUGCCUCGUAGCUCUGUCAUCAGUCUCUGUAGCUAUGUCAAUCAGUAUACUGUAGCUCUGUAUGUCGUCCUCUGUAGCUCUGUAUUAGUCCUGGCUAGCUUGUCAUCAGUCCUCUGUAGCUCUGUCAUCAGUCUUAUGUAGCUAUGUCAUCAGUCUUCUGUUAGCUCUGUAAUAAGUCAUCUGUAGCUGUCAUCAGUCUUCUGUUUAGCUCUGUCAUCAGUCCUCGUAGCUCUGUCAAAGUCUUCUGUAGCUAUGUCAUCAGUCUUCUGUAGCUCUGUCAUCAGUCCUCUGUAGCUCUGUCAUCAGUCUUCUGUAGCUCUGUCAUCAGUCCUCUGUAGCUCUGUCAUCAGUAUUCUGUAGCUCUGUCAUCCGUCUUCUGUAGCUCUGUCAUCAGUCUUCUGUAGCUUUGUCAUCAGUCCUCUGUAGCUCUGUCAUCAGUCUUCUGUAGCUUUGUCAUCAGUCCUCUGUAGCUCUGUCAUCAGUCCUCUGUAGCUCUGUCAUCAGUCCUCUGUAUCUCUGUCAUCAGUCUUCUGUAGCUCUGUCAUCAGUCUUCUGUAGCUCUGUCAUCAGUCUUCUGUAGCUCUGUCAUCAGUCUUCUGUAGCUUUGUCAUCAUUCCUCUGUAGCUCUGUAGUUAGUCCUCAGUAUCUUUGUAAUUAGUCCUACUGUAUGUAGCUCUGUAAUUAUUCCUCUGCUGAACGUCUCAGAGGAUAUACUGUGACUAAAUAAUUCAUUUGGGUCCUUUACGUAUACAGUACCUCCUCAGGAAUGGGGGGGAUGAGGAGGGGUGGACUUUUAGCCAAAGUUUAUCACCGGCAGCAGCUGCUAAGAUUUUUUUUUAAACGUUAUUGUUUUAAAGUGAAUGGGUGAGUGACAGCAGCCUAGUCUUGGACAAUAGUGAAAGGAAAAUAGACUUAAUUCAUGAAGUGUAUAAGGAUUAAGUGAAAAAAAAUGGUUUUACCUGUUAAAAACAUUUUCAUUUCAAUUUCAAUUUAAUAUAAAUUGACUUUUGGGUGGUCUUUCUGUCUGUCCAAUUGUCAUUGUAUCAGGAAUGAUAUCAAGCCACUUUGGUUCUAUUUGUUAAUGUUCAAACGCCAGUCAGUUAAGCCACAAAUAGUUUUCUCUCCGGCUCCUGUCAGCUCUUGCCACUUUAAUGUGUGUUUCUUUCUGAUUUCAGAUAUGAUAUCGAUUCCAAAAGUCCAGAUCUGGCAAAGCAUGUAAGUGAAAAAGUUAUCACUCUGUGCUCAUGCCUUCUAGUUGCUUGAUUUUUACUUUGCCAUCUAUCCUCUAUGAAUGGAAACUUUUGUUUUUAAAAUGGGAACUUUUAUUUCGAAAUGCAUCCCAUUCCUUAUUUUUGUUUUAUGCUAAUCAAAAUCCAUGUCAUCCUAAAGCACACAUAUACUGUUUGAUGGAAAUAGUGAAUAAUAGUGCCUUAUUUCCCAAAGUUUCACGAUGUGGCCUUGCUGUCUGUCCAUGCACCUUUUCAUUUGUAUAAUAAAGAUGACAUAUUACUUUAAGUAUUGAUAUUGAGUAGCUUUCAUAAAAAUACAUAGAUUUGGUUCAUACUCAUGACUUAAUGAAGCAUUGUGAUUUGUCCACACCAUUAUCAAAGCUUGUCAAACCCAUUUCCCUAACUUCUAGGCAUGAUGUAUUGCACUCCAAUGUUAUUAGCAAUGGACUCACAAGUAAUGAUGAUGAGUGAAUGCACAAUGAGAAUAUAUCUGCAGCCAAUAGUUUGCAAAAUACCAGAAUAUUCAUCAUUAUUUCCACAUUUGUCAUGACUAUAUUUUAUCAUUUCGUGCUCCCUUUUGUACUACUUGCUCUCCUCUCACACAACACACAAAAAAAUGUUUCGCUCUCUAUCUCUUUAUUUCUCUACCACCCUCUUCUUCCCUCUCUCCUGUUUUCUCUUGCCCUUGUUUUGAUAACGGUGUUGUGUGGUUUGAGUCUUGUGCCUUCUGUUACAUGAUAUGCUCUGUUAUUGUUGUUGUCUAUGCUGCUGCCUGGUGUACCCCUCCUCCUCCUCUUCCUCCUCCUCCUCCUCCUCUUCCUCCUUCUCCCUGGAAGCCCUCCGACAUUGACGUACGUGUUUGACUCCUCUGACAAACUUUAUGCUCAUAACAAUGCUUAUAAUAAAGCUUAUAACACACUGUUUAACUCCGUCCUAACCACACCAUCUGUCCUUGUUACCCCAUCUCCCCCAUCUCUCCCCCGUCUCCCCCGAACCCCCACUAUCCUUCCUCUCCCUCCUUUCUCACCUGUCUCUCCCUGCUCCCCUGUUUCCCCGUUAACACCCCCUUCUCCGUCACGCCUCCCUCCUCCGUCUCUCCCGCAACCCCUGUCCCCCCCAGCAGGACUUCUUGGGGCAGGUGUUCUGUACUCUGGGAGAGAUCGUAGGAUCCCCCGCCAGUCGACUGGAGAAACCCCUGGGGUGA
This is a messenger RNA of Coregonus sp. 'balchen', 4266 nucleotides long. The record is from the annotation of a GenBank genome assembly. NCBI's taxonomy places the organism in Eukaryota, Metazoa, Chordata, Actinopteri, Salmoniformes, Salmonidae.